Molecule: messenger RNA, 3729 nt
Organism: Funneliformis geosporum
Lineage: Eukaryota; Fungi; Glomeromycota; Glomeromycetes; Glomerales; Glomeraceae
Source: the annotation of a GenBank genome assembly
AUGAAUGAACAUAAUAAAGUUGUAACUGAAGUUGUGAAAUCAAAAGAUCAAAAUGAUGAUAAUGUUUUAACACGAGAAAUUGUGGAAACAUCUGAUUCACAUGUAGAAAAAUCUCAAUCAUCUUCAUCUGAUGGUAAACCAACUAAUAAUAAUGAAGAAAUUGAUUUAUCUAAGUUUUCCAACAAUACUGGAGGAAAUAUUGAUGCCGCAAAAGAAAAAUUAAAUGAUGAUAUCAUAAGAAAUGCUUAUUAUUUCAUGGCUCUCGGUUGUGGCGUUUUCGUUUUUUCUUACGGUCAAAUGUCUUUUUGGAUGUUUUCCGGUGAAAGACAGGCAAAAAGGAUUCGUGAAUUGUAUUAUACUGCAAUCCUUCGUCAAGAUAUUGCUUUCUUUGAUACUGUCUCGACUGGUGAUGUUACCACUCGUAUCUCUGGUGACACGAGCCUUUACCAAGAAGGAAUUUCAGAAAAAGUUGGUUUAAUAUUACAACAGUUCGCCACUUUCAUUGGUGGUUUCGCAAUCGCAUACACAACAGGAUGGAAAUUGUCACUUGUUCUUACUGCUAUAAUUCCCCUCCUUGCUAUCGCUGGAGGUGUAAUGGCCAAAGCCAUUUCUAAUGACGCUUCUCAAGGACAAGAUGCUUACGCCGAAGCCGGUGGUAUAGCCGAACAAGUAUUAUCUGGAAUUCGAACUGUCGUUUCAUUUGGCGGUGAAAAACGCGAACUCGCUCGUUACCAGAAUAAAUUAAAUGAUGCAUAUAAACUUGGUGUAAAGAAAGCUUUUAUAAGUGGUACCGGUCUUGGUGCGAUGAUGGGUAUUAUGUUUGGAAGUUACGGUUUAGCUUUCUGGUAUGGAAGUAAACUUAUUGUCAAUAAUGAACAAACUGGUUCGGAAGUUUUGAAUGUCUUCUUCGCUGUUAUCAUUGGUGCUUUCUCGAUCGGAAAUGCUGCGCCGCACUUCUCAUCGGUGGCAAACGCGUUAGGUGCGGCUACCAAACUCUUCGCUGUUAUCGACAGGGUUCCCAUUAUAGAUUCCUCUUCAAAUUCAGGCAAAAAUAUCAAUAGAUCUGAACUUGUAGGAAAAAUUGAAUUCAAAAAUAUCAAUUUUCAUUAUCCCACGCGCCCUGACGUGCAAGUUUUAAAAGAUUUCAAUUUAACGAUUGAACCUGGUCAAACUGUUGCUCUCGUUGGUAGUUCAGGAAGUGGUAAAUCAACAAUUGUUGGUUUAUUAGAAAGAUUUUAUAAUCCCGCUAGCGGAACUAUUACUUUGGAUGGUGAAGAUAUUAAGAAUAUAAAUGUUAAAUCUUUAAGAACUCAAAUUGGUCUCGUAGGUCAAGAACCCAUCCUUUUCCCUGAAAGUAUUAAGCAAAAUAUUUUAUGGGGUGCUGAUCCUAUCGAGAAAGAUCAAAGUUUGGAACAUGUUAUUGAAGCUUGUAAGAAAUCCAAUGCUCACGAUUUCAUUGAUGAGUUACCAAAAAAAUAUGAUACCUUGGUUGGUGAAAAAGGUGCUUUGUUAUCUGGAGGUCAAAAACAACGUAUCGCAAUUGCUCGUGCUUUGAUUAAAGACCCUCCGAUAUUGUUACUCGACGAAGCCACAUCUGCUCUUGAUACUGAAUCUGAGAAACUUGUGCAAGAUGCUCUUGAUAAUGCUUCAACGAAUCGAACUACAAUCGUUAUUGCUCAUCGGUUAUCAACCAUUAAAAAUGCCGAUAAAAUUGUCGUUAUGUCUAAAGGUGAAAUUAUUGAAGUUGGUCGUCAUGACGAAUUAAUAGCCAAAGAAGAUGUUUAUUUUGGACUUGUAAAAGCCCAAGAGUUAAAGACUCGACAACAUGCCGAAGAUAUUAACGAUGACGAAGAGGAUGAAGACGAUUCAAGUUUAAGUAGUCAAACCGAGAAUGAAACAACCAUUACUUUUGAUGAAAAGCAUCACAAUUUACAUUUACGUCGUAUGUCAACAAAAGCUUCAACCGUAAAGUCUGGUGGUAAAUCAGAGCAAGAAAUUCUUGAAGGGUCCGAGGCAGAAAAAUUAUUGCAAAAAAUGCCAAUUUCAAGAGUCUUUAGAAUGAACUCUCCCGAAGCUAUUCUCUUAUUCAUUGGAACUCUCGCUGCCGCCGUUAAUGGAGCCAUCAUGCCACUUUUCUCUUUAAUUUUCUCUUCAAUUUUAGCCGUAUUUUCAAGAACUGAUCAACCUGAUGAACUUCAAAAACAAGCAAAUUUCUGGGCUGGGAUGUUUGGAGUUCUUGCUUUGGUCGCAUUUCUUUGCAAUUUCUUCCAACUUUCAUGUUUCAUGAUUUCAGCUGAAAGACUUACAAGAAGGUUACGCAGCUUAACAUUUGAAGCUCUUAUGAAACAAGAAAUCGCUUAUUUUGAUGAUGAAAAUAAUGGUACCGGUAUUCUGACAUCAAAAUUAGCUGUUGAUGCUACUAAAGUAGAAGGAUUGACUGGUUCUUUGAUGGGCAAUAUACUUCAAAGUCUUACAAAUAUCGCAUUGGGACUUGGAAUUGCAUUUUACUUUGGUUGGAAACUUACAUUGGUUAUUCUGGCAGCAGCUCCGGUUGUUGCUAUUGGUGGAUUUUUGGAAAUGAAGGCUCUCGCAGGUUAUGGGGCCAAAACGCGUAAAGCUUAUGAAGGUACUGGACAAAUUGUUCAACAAAGUGUUUCCAAUAUGAGAACAAUUUCAGCCCUAACCAGAGAAGAUACAUUCAGAAACAUGUACAUUGAAGCUAUUCGAAUUCCUCACAAGAUUGCCGUUAAAGGAAGUUUCCUAUCAUCUUUUGGAUUCGCAGCUUCUCAAGGAUUUUUAUAUUUUAUCUGGUCUCUUGCUUUCUGGUAUGGAGGUCAAUUAGUUAUUAGUCGAGAAUACGAAACCAAUGGCCGUUGGACAAAUGAGGCAACCAAAGUUGCAGCACUUUCAAUUUUUGAAAUUCUUGAUCGUAAACCGAAAAUUGAUGUCUCAGAUACCGAAGGAAAAGAUAGACCUACGCCAGUUACAGGUGAAGCAAGGAUUGAAGAAGUGCAUUUUAAUUAUCCAGCAAGACCCGAUGUACAUAUUCUUAGAGGAUUGGAUAUGUCAAUUCUAGCUGGUAAAAAUAUUGCCCUAGUUGGAUCAUCAGGAUCGGGAAAAUCAACAGUCGUUGCAUUAUUGCUAAGAUGGUAUGAUGUGAACUCAGGAAAGGUCGAUAUAGAGAAGGUUAAUAUAAAAGAUUGGAACCUUGAAUAUUUGAGAUCUAACCUUGCAUUAGUAGGACAAGAACCUGUAUUGUUUGAUUUAACUAUAAAAGAAAGUAUUGCUUAUGGUAAAGAUGGGUGUUCACAAGAAGAAAUUGAAACAGCAGCGAAAGAGGCAAAUAUUCAUAACUUUAUAAUGAGUUUGCCUGAUAAAUAUGACACAAAAGUAGGAGAAAAAGGUACACAAUUAUCGGGGGGACAAAAACAACGUGUUGCUAUCGCGAGGGCAUUAAUUCGUUCACCAAAGUUAUUAUUGCUUGACGAAGCCACAUCAGCUUUAGAUUCCGAAUCCGAAAAGGUAGUUCAAAAUGCAUUAGAUAAAGCUUCUGAAGGUAGAACCACGAUUACUAUUGCACAUCGGUUGUCCACUAUACAAAAUGCUGAUUUAAUUUUAGUUUGUAAGAAGGGUAAAAUUGUUGAAAGAGGUAAUCAUAUGGAAUUAAUCUCUCAACAAGGUUUAUAUUAUGAAUUAGUUAAUAAGCAAACUUUAAUGAAAAAGAAGUAA